AUGUCAAACGAAUUUCAAAACGCUCAUCACAUUGAUAAUUUAUCAGUAGUAAAAGUUUCUGUAAAUAAUGAUGAAGUUUUGACAUUUUUCUCAUAUGUAGACGAAGCUACGAAGGAAUGGCUUAAAUCUUUGGAACAUAUAUGGCAAUUAAGGAAGAAGGAUAAUGUUUUGAGCAAAACAUUGGUAGAGUAUUUUGAAAGUGCACCUAAUCCAUAUUUGAGCACAUUACGAAUAUUAGUAAAUAUAUCAGAUUUUAAACAUAUUAAAAAGAAUUCAUCUUUAGCAUUCACAGUCAUAGAAGAAUAUGCAAAAUGGUUAGAAUUAAGAAAAGAAAUGUACAAAGAGUUCCUGGUUCUAGAUCUAAAACUAGCAACAUUUCGAUUGAUCAUUAAACAAAAUAAUAUAGAAUUAAUUAAGAUGGUUGCAAUUACAUAUGAUUUCAUAGAACACAAAGAAAAAUUUAUUAAUAUUAUAAAGCAAAUUAUUCAAGAAAAAAAAUACAAAGAAGCAGCACACUAUGCAAUUAUAUUGCAAUUACAAAAUUAUUUUUCAAAUCCAGAAUCCUUAAUAAUGCCACUUAUUCUACAGAAUAAAUUAGUAAUUGUGGAAGAUUUUCUAGCUAAUUGUCCUGAAUUACAGAAAGCUAUAGUCUUGUAUUUGGAUAAUUUAAUUGGACCUGAUAGUAGCCUGCAUGUCCAGCUAAAUAAUAUAAUUAUAAAAAAUAAUAUACCAGAUGUAAAGAUGUUUACAACAAACAUAAAACCUAUGACUAAACUAAUAGCACGUUUUAUCAAAUUAUAUAACCUGCCACCAGAAUUUUGUCCUAAUUUAAAUAAAAAAAGAUGUGAAGGCGCCUUACGAUUCCUCAUACAUAAACGUUAUGUGGAACAUAGUUUAAGUACUGCUAGUUGGAGGGAGUUGGUACAAGAUACAGUAGGAGAUGAUGAAGCGUUACAACUUGCUAUGAUAAGAAUGUUAAUUAAUGACAAGGAUGCAAAUGAAGCUUUAUAUUGGGCAAAAAGAUUUAAUAUACCUAAAAAAAAUUGGCCAUGGUCAAUAUCAUAUGAAGAGGAACUAAAUGAAUGUGAAGGUAUAAAUGAAGGAGCUUCAACCAGUAAGAUGAAUGAUUGGGAAAUUGACAAUGGCCCUAUAAAUUAUUAUGAAUUAAAAUUAUCAAGGGACUCUAUUAAAGUAGUAAAUAAUCCUUGUAGUUUUGAAGAAUUUCUCGAUCAUGGAUUAAAAGAUGUCUCUAUUGUUGGUAUCGAUUCAGAAUGGAAACCUUGCUUCGGUACAAAACAGAUAGAAUUAGCUUUAAUACAAAUAGCUACUAUAAACAAUGUAUACAUCUUAGAUGUAACUACAAUGGGAAAUGAGUUGACAGAGUUAUGGACUAAAUUAGGAUUAGUUCUGUUUCAAAACAGACAUAUUUUAAAACUCGGAUUUGGUAUAGCUCAUGAUACAACAGUUAUACGUAAUAGCAUGCCUGCAUUAUCGAAAGUAAAAUUACAUGGGCAAGGGUUUCUAGAUAUCGUAUGUUUAUGGAAAAAAUUGGUUGAAGAUUAUAAAUUUGUUUUUCCAUACGAGAAUAAUGAACAAUUUACUAAACAAAAUUUGAGUAAGCUUGUAGAACUGUGCUUUGGACAAAAAUUGAAUAAAUCUGAUCAGUUUUCUAAUUGGGAGCAAAGGCCACUAAGAGAAAGUCAAAUAAUAUAUGCUGCAUUAGAUGCCUAUUGUUUAUUAGAAAUAUAUUCAGCAUUAGAAAUUCAAUGUAGACAUUUGGACAUACCAUUUUUUGAUGUUUGCUGCGAAGUACAAUGUAUCCCACAUCAAUCACCAGAAAAAGAUAUAAAAUGGCCUAAACAAAAGAGUAAGGGAUUAAAUCAUAAUAAACAACAAAAUUUCCAAAGAGAAUUACCAUUAGAAAAGUCAAGAAGUUUUUGGAAACCAAAAUACCAAAAUUACAAUUUUUUUAACAAACCAAUGCAAUCAACAAUGUUGACAAAGCCCAGAAAUUUAAAUAAAUCAUAUUACGUGAACACGUCGAAACCUGUAAGACAAAUAAAUUAUGAAAGUAAAACACAAGAAACAUGUAAAGAAGUGGUUAAAUAUAAAUCUAUGCCAAUACAUAAUUGGCGUGUAGUUUGUGAUUCAAUGUUAGGUGGAUUAAUGAGCAAAUUACGAAUUUGUGGAUGCGAUUGUGUUCAUUUUGCAUUUGAUCAGAACGGAGAACGAUCUAUCGAAUUAGCAAUUAGUGAACAAAGAGUGCUUUUAACUCAAACUAAAAAAUAUUUUAAAUCUUUACAAUACAUACCACCUGAAGAUUGUUACCAAGUACUGGCUAAUACUCCCAAAGAUCAGUUACGGGAGGUAUUAAACUAUUUUGGAGUUGUAAUUACACAAAGAGAUAUAUUUAGUCGAUGCCAAGCAUGUAAUAGUGAUGAAUUUGCAAAAGUUCCAAAAUUAUUAAUGAAUGAACUCACGAAAAGCUAUGUUAAAUUAUCACGUAAAAAUAAUUAUAGUAUUUCCUUAAAUCCAGUGGAUUCUGUGGAUAAUACAUAUCAUUUAAAUGUAACAACAAAUUCAAGGAGUAAUGAUUUGCAACAUGAUAUAUAUACACACAAUGAACUGCAAUGUGAGGAUCGUACGUGGAUACUUAGUAUGAAUUCUGUGAAUGUUGAUACAUGUUCAACAAAAUACCAAACAAGAAUACAAAUUGAUAAAGUACCAAUAAAGGUGUUAAAGGAUGUACAAAUUUUUUAUGUUUGUGAACGCUGUGGAAAGAUAUAUUGGAAUGGAACGCAUUUAAAACGUACGCUCAAGAGUGAUAUUAAAGACCUUAUUGUUUAAAUAUGAGUUUUAAUUACCAUUACAUGUGAUAUAGUGUUUAAAGUAGUAUUCUGACUAUGAAAGCACAAAUCAAAAAUGUUAUUAUUUAUUUCAGUUAAUAACAACUGUUCCUAUAAUGUGUAAUUAAUAACAAAUAUACAGUUACUCGCGUUAAUAUUCGGACACAGUACUACCCCUGUACACAUCGUUUCGUACACGAAAAAAACACAAAAGGAAU
Molecule: messenger RNA, 3064 nt
Organism: Eufriesea mexicana
Lineage: Eukaryota; Metazoa; Arthropoda; Insecta; Hymenoptera; Apidae
Gene: Nbr
Product: exonuclease mut-7 homolog
Exons: 13
Coding region: 1-2847 (948 amino acids)
Biological process (GO): nucleobase-containing compound metabolic process
Molecular function (GO): nucleic acid binding; 3'-5' exonuclease activity
Source: RefSeq, a predicted model, not a curated record